This is a messenger RNA of Gadus chalcogrammus (walleye pollock), 3724 nucleotides long. Its product is annotated as monocarboxylate transporter 13-like. The transcript has 7 exons. The record is from RefSeq and is a predicted model, not a curated record. The coding region runs from base 454 to 1923 and encodes 489 amino acids. Gene Ontology annotation, biological process: transmembrane transport; monocarboxylic acid transport. Gene Ontology annotation, molecular function: monocarboxylic acid transmembrane transporter activity. Lineage: Eukaryota; Metazoa; Chordata; Actinopteri; Gadiformes; Gadidae.
ACAGCAAUUGUGCGCAUGCGUAGUAGUGUGCUGUUGAACUGCCUGUUUACAGUCGGCGAAUGGUUAAAAUAAUAACACUACGAUACGGACCCAUGGGUUAAGAUGAUCAGAAAGACAGGUGGAGACAGCCUGAAUUUGGAACAUGAAUCAGCGGUGUCGGUGACGCGGUCUCCGAGGUUAAGGCAACUUUGAUCGGCAGGAAUCUUUUGAGACCGUUUGGAACGUUUUCAUACGGUAGAAACAUUGUUUUUGUUUUUCCAUGCGUGCCUGUAAUCAACGGCUUGUCCUUUAUCUGUCAUUUAAUAUCUCGUUUUAGUCUAAAACUCAUCAUUAAUCCCCCUACGGUGACCGGAGGAUGGGCUGGCCACAACGGGCGACAGGAAACGGCUUUGGAUCAGUUCGAUUAUCGAUCAUUAAUUGCUGGUGGUGUCACACGCCUCACCCAUCGCAGCCAUGGCUACGGCGAGGGUAGAGCAACCAGCACGGAGCCCCGGGGCGGAGCGAGCAACCCCGGGGGCACUAGCCCAGGAUGGGGCCCGCGGCUGGGUGAUGGUCGGGGCCUUGUUCGUGUGCUCCACGCUGGUGUUCGGGCUGAUCCGGAGCCUGGGGGCGUUCUUCGUGGAGUUUGUGCAGUACUUCCAGGAGAGUGCCCAGGCCAUCUCGUGGAUCACCUCCAUCGGCGUGGCAACACAGCAGCUCUGCAGUCCGCUGGGGACGGCGCUGUGCAACGCGUACGACGCCCAGCGCGUGGUGAUGGCGGGGGGCGUCCUGGCCAGCCUGGGCCUCAUCCUGGCCUCGCAGGCCCGCUCGCUGCCCCACCUCUACCUCACCAUGGGCCUCACCUCAGGCCUGGGCUGGUCCCUGGUCUUCACCCCCAUGGUGGCCACGGUCAUGGCCCACUUCACGCGGCGCCGCACCCUGGCCCUGGGCGUGGGCUUCACGGGCGUGGGCGUCUCCUCCUUCGUGUUCGCCCCGCUCUUCCAGUACAUGCUGGACAACUUCGGCUGGCGGGGUUCGCUGCUCAUCCUGGGGGGGCUCAGCCUGAACAUCGUGCCCUGCGGAGCACUCAUCCGCCCCACACGCAAGAAGGCCCCCCCGCCCCCCAAGGCUGGGGGCAAGGCGGACAACGGCGGCGGCGGCGGUGGCGCCUCGGCGUUCCGGAGCCUCCUGCGGCGGGUGUACCGCUACCUUGAGCUGUCGCUGCUGGCGCACGGGCCCUUCCUCACCUACACGCUGGCCAUCACCUUCUUCAACGCGGGCUACUUCGUGCCCUACGUCCACCUGGUGGCGCACAGCCGGCAGGCGGGCUACUCGGAGUACCGCGCCGCCUUCGUCAUGUCGGCCACGGGCGCCGCCGACAUCGUGGGCCGGGUGGCGGCGGGCUGGCUGACGGACCUGGGCCGCGCCCGCCUCGUCCACAUGCUGACGGGCUGGACGGGGCUCACGGGCGUGUUCAUCGUGCUCAUGCCCCUGGCGUCGGUGGCGGGCUCCUACGGCCUGCUGCUGGGCUUCGGGCUGGGCUACGGCUUCUGCGCCGGCGCCCUGACCUCGCUGGUGUUCGCCGGCGUGCCCGAGAUCGUGGGCAUGGGCCGGAUGGUGGGAGCCCUGGGGCUGCUGUCCAUGCUGGAGAGCGUGGGGGGGCUGCUGGGCCCGCCGCUGUCAGGUUAUCUCCGGGACCGGACAGGAAGUUACAUCACCUCCCUGGUGGCGGCGGGCUGCUGCUUUCUCCUGGGCUCCCUGAUCCUAACCACCCUACCUCACUACUUCUCUUGGACCGGCCCGCCGCCCCCGCGACCGCCGGACGGCGACGGCCAGGAGGAGCGCCAGGACGCCGGGGCCGGCCUGCUGGGCAGCCCCGCGUCGGGCAGCACCAACGGGACGGCCAGCAAGGACUCGGACCACAGCCAGACCUGCCUGGCCUGAGGGUCGUGGCAGCACCAACGGGACGGCCAGCAAGGACUCGGACCACAGCCAGACCUGCCUGGCCUGAGGGUCGCGGCAGCACCAACGGGACGGCCAGCAAGGACUGGGACCACAGCCGGGCCAAUGACUCAAACAGACGGCGGUCGCGUCAAGCGAAAGAAAAAUAAUAACUGAAGGGGAGUAAACGCAGAGUGCAUAUCCAAUGUCGUCAGGCGACCAAUCAAAACAGUCUCGUCGGCAUCAAUACACUUCUGCUGCAGUCGAUCGUUAUCUUAUAAACAUGGUCCUUUCCUGUCAUAUUCAGCGCACAACGAGCCAGUCCCCGUGUCUCUGUCUGAUUGUGUCCUAUAACCCCACGACGCGGACGGUGACCGGCAGCCAAAACUUAAUGAAGUGUGUGUGUGUGUGUGUGUGUGUGUGUGUGUGUGUGUGUGUGUGUGUGUGUGUGUGUGUGUGUGUGUGUGUGUGUGUGUGUGUGUGUGUGUGUGUGUGUGUGUGUGUGUGUGUGAGAGAGAGAUCUCAGGGUUGUUUUCCAGUAACUAGCCAUCGGCUGAACAUAUUGAAUGAAGACACUUGGGUGGCGCUCUGCUUCUGUGACUAAUAGCUUUUUACUGCAUCAAGGAAGCGUUUUUUUACAUCCACAGUUUGUUGUAAAGGUUUUGAGUAAAGCAAGAAGAAAUCCAAUUCACACACAAAACAUUCAUAUUUUCUUAGUGGAUUACAAAAUUCACAACUUCACUCCUCUACUGUUUGAGUACCUGUUGACAGGAGCACUGUGCAAUCAAUCUGUAUGCUAUAGGAAUUUUCUACAGCAAAUAAAGUAUGCUCGUUUCACACCGAUGUGCAACACGAAGAUGACUCUGCUAGUACAUUCCAGGAAUCACCUUUACGUUUUACACAGUACGUUUUUCGUAUUUUUGUAAAGGAAAUUAAUUUCUAUAGCUCCAAAUCAUACAUGACGUUUAAUGGUGCGUCGCCAUGGCAGCUAAACACGGGUCACAACGUCCUUGUGCAACAUUUUCAUGUUGACAUAUACAUGUUGACAUAUUAACUCUGUCAGCAUUCAUCAACCAACACUCUGUCUUACUCCGGCCAAACCUGGGGACCAUUGACUCCAGGUUUAGCAUUUCUUUGGUGUGUGUGGUAAAACCAAGAUAAGCUGCUCUGUGCUGCUGCUUUCUGUUGAUUAGUGGUAAUGAGGUUUGAAGGUUUUUAGUUGGAAUGCGUUAUGGCAAAUGUUUUGUCCCCUAACCCUUUGGAUGUGUGUAAUAAUUGAACUGCCUUAUACCCAAUGCAUUGAACUAUUAUAGUUAUAGGUAGGUAAAGGAAGCACUUGUGAAUCAAACAAGGCCUCGAUUAAUCAGCUGUUUUAUAAAAUCAACAGCCAUAAAGUAUAGACCACAUUGGUUGUUAUAAAAAAAAAAAUAAUUAACGCAAGUUGAAGAAUGUUUGUUCUCUUGAAACUGAAACUCGUUUAUACAAUUUUUUUAGGAUGAAACUCAUGUUUUGCCUCAGGGAGUGUGUUGUUGCCGUCACGGUGUUUCGGGUUCGAUCCCCAGGGUCCGAAGCCUACUUUCACGUACCCUUAAACAAGAUACCCAAAGUCGCCCCAAAAACUUAACAAAUGUGGAUGUCUUGACUUAAAGAAGCAUAAGCUGUAAUAACUGCACAUAGCCACAAGAUGCUAGCACCAUCACACAUGAUGAAAACGGGAGGCGUGCUCUCAAAACCAUAGCCAAUCAGAGCACGUACUACGUCAUAUAGGCCACGCCUACUCCUCAUCUAAACAGCCCGAAAGCGG